UACUCUGCUGCUUCUUCCCCCCUUGUCUAUUGACACAGGCUGAGGGUGGGGGUGUAUGUGAGCAGAGUUGAAGGGAGGUUGCCUGGGGAACUAAGCUUGGUGCUAAGAAAGCAAUCUAAGGAGAAGGGCUUCUGGGGAAGAGGGAUGCUCUGGGGGCAGCUCUUGUGACCUCCUCCCCAGGCCCCCAACACCAUGACGGUUUCAUACACACUCAAAGUGGCGGAGGCCCGUUUUGGAGGUUUCUCUGGCUUGCUUCUCCGUUGGAGGGGAAGCAUCUACAAGCUCCUCUACAAGGAAUUCCUCCUCUUCAUUGUCCUGUAUGCUGUGCUCAGCAUCACCUACCGGAUGCUGCUGACCCAGGAACAGAGGCAUGUGUAUGCUCAGGUGGCCCGAUACUGCAAGCGCUCUGCUGACCUCAUCCCCUUGUCCUUUGUACUGGGUUUCUAUGUAACCCUGGUGGUGAACCGCUGGUGGGCCCAAUACACAAGCAUCCCGCUGCCGGACCAGCUGAUGUGCGUCAUCUCAGCCAGCGUGCAUGGCGUGGACCAGCGUGGCCGCCUGCUGCGCCGCACACUCAUCCGCUAUGCCAAUCUGGCCUCGCUGCUGGUGUUGCGAUCGGUCAGCACACGAGUGCGCAAGCGCUUCCCCACCAUGGAGCAUGUGGUGGACGCAGGUUUCAUGUCCCAGGAAGAGAGGAAAAAGUUUGAGAGCCUGAAAUCUGACUUUAACAAAUACUGGGUACCCUGCGUCUGGUUUACCAACCUAGCGGCCCAGGCCCGGAGGGAUGGGCGAAUCCGAGACGACAUUGCUCUCUGUCUGCUCCUGGAAGAGCUGAACAAGUACCGGGCCAAGUGCAGCAUGCUGUUCCACUACGACUGGAUCAGCAUCCCCCUUGUCUACACCCAGGUGGUGACCAUAGCAGUAUACUCCUUCUUUGCCCUCUCCCUGGUUGGUCGCCAGUUUGUGGAGCCAGGGGCAGGGGCUGUCAAACCUCGGGAGCCCCUGGAAACAGCCCAGGAGCUAGCGCCAGCCAUGGGGGACCUGGACAUGUAUGUGCCUCUCACCACACUGCUGCAGUUCUUCUUCUAUGCUGGCUGGCUCAAGGUGGCCGAACAGAUUAUCAACCCCUUUGGUGAGGAUGAUGACGACUUUGAGACUAACCAGCUCAUAGACCGAAACUUGCAGGUGUCCUUGCUAUCUGUGGAUGACAUGUACCAGAACCUGCCUCCAGCCGAGAAGGACCCGUACUGGGACGAAGACUCGGCGCUGCCGCCCUACACAGUGGCCACGGCUGCCGAGUCUCUGCGGCCUUCCUUUCUGGGGUCCACCUUCAACCUCCGCGUGAGUGACGACCCUGAGCAGAACCUGCAGGUGGAGGCGUCCCCCGGUCUGGCUCGGUCGGUACCUGCAGCGCAGACCCCGCUGCUCGGCCGCUUUCUGGCCGCAGGAGCGCCCUCCCCAGCUAUCAGCCUGCGGACCUUCGGCCGCGCACGAGGACCUCCCCGGACCCCCCAUCUACUGCGCUUCCGAGCCGAGGAGGGCGGCGACCCUGAGGUUGCGGACCGCAUUGAGGAGGCGGCGGCGGGGUCAGCGGACGAGGCCCAGGAACCCUGAGCAGAGGCAGCCGGGGCCUGGCGUCCUGCCUCCCCGCCCCCUGGGCCUGCCCUCCAGCGCUGUUGGAGCAGCACGUCCGGUGGACCCUGAGCCAGAGCAUUUACGGGCGGACCCUGGAAGAGGGAGACGGCCGGUCGAGCCAGGGCUGGGAAUGUGUACGCUCUGGCGGGAUAAGACAGGGUGAACUGCUUGGGGAAGUAAAGUUAGGGUACAUGGCAUGAGGCAUAUAAGACUAGAGCCCAAGCCCAGGUGCACCGUUAAUAGCCUCGACAAUGCGAGGUUUAGGCCAAUUCUCAAGAUUGAGGGAGAGGAAUCCCCGAAGGACUCCAUGAAGACAUCCGGGAACCACUUCUGGAGUUUCUGACUCAUUAGAUAUGGAAUGCGGCUCCAUGAUUUGCAAUUCUAGUUCUCAGGGGAUCCCUGGCCUUGUUGGUCAGGGGUUACAAUUUGAGUACACAUAAAAAGAUGUUUUAGAAGGUUGUACCCUGUCCUGAUAACCUUACUCUGAAGAGGGAUCAAAACGUGUACUGGAGUGGGGGCUUUUAUCUGUAAUGUCCAAUUUUUUUAUUCCAAUGAGUAUAUUACUUGUGCAAUACAAUUGUUUAAAAUAGA
Messenger RNA from Manis pentadactyla (Chinese pangolin), 2226 nucleotides. RefSeq names its product bestrophin 4 (gene BEST4). The record is from RefSeq and is a predicted model, not a curated record. Lineage: Eukaryota; Metazoa; Chordata; Mammalia; Pholidota; Manidae. The coding region runs from base 193 to 1614 and encodes 473 amino acids. Gene Ontology annotation, molecular function: chloride channel activity. The transcript has 9 exons.